AUGUGUCGAUUCGAUUCGAUUCGCCACCGUCGUACCAGCUCGUACCAGCUCGUAUCAGCUCGUAUCAGCUCGUAUCAGCUCGUAUCAGCUCGUAUCAGCUGUUUAAUACUGUUUGCCCAUACGAUUUACGCGUUCGGACAUUCGGCCGAUACCGGCCCAAUACGCCGAUACGUAUUGGGAAAUUCCCAAUACCGGAUUCAAGCACCCCUAGCGAUGCGAUGGUGUGUGUGUGUGUUCGGACAUUCGGUAUAUAUGAUAAUGAUAUAA
Messenger RNA from Ostreococcus lucimarinus CCE9901, 267 nucleotides. RefSeq lists its product with no specific name. The transcript has a single exon. NCBI's taxonomy places the organism in Eukaryota, Viridiplantae, Chlorophyta, Mamiellophyceae, Mamiellales, Bathycoccaceae. The record is from RefSeq and is a predicted model, not a curated record. The coding region runs from base 1 to 267 and encodes 88 amino acids.